AUGCAGACUCGUUUGCCAGCUACUUUCCAUCCACUCGUUGACUCAUUCCUCCGCACCCGCGUCAUUCUCCGCCAACCCCGCCUACCUCGAUAUUUCUCAUCCAGGCAAUCGAACAACCCAACAAUGGAGAAAAGUGAAGCCCCUACAGACGCCCACCGGCGUCCGAAGAAGCUGAUCUUCGCACCAGGCGACAUAGCCCCAGCCUCCAACGAACCGAUUCCAGAACCCCCAGCCGCACCCAUAACCCAAACAACCUUGGAAGCCAUUCGCACCACCACCUCAACCCCAACCUCAACGACCGAAAACGAAGUGCUCUCUCACGCAGCCCGCGCCCACCAAUUCGGCGCAAACCCGCCCCUGACAAUCUCCCAAAUCCACAACACAAAUCCCCUCCACCAAUUCAACACCUGGUUCCACGACCCCCGCCUCCCGGCCUCCUCAGCCCCAGAAACCUGCACCCUAGCAACAGCCUCCCUCCCCUCCGGCCGGGUCAGCGCGCGCGCAGUCUACCUCAAAGAACUUGACGAGCGCGGCUGGGUCGUCUACAGCAACUGGGGCAGCCGCGAAGGCAAAGGUGGACAGGUCUUCGGACUGGGCAAGGAAAACGAACUGUCCGCCAUGCCAGAACCCGGCGUCACCACCGAACUUGAACUCGGCACAGGCAACAAAUGGGCCGCACUGACGUUCAAUUGGGCGAUUAUCGAGCGCCAGGUUCGUGUUGAGGGAUUGCUGGAACCGCUUAGUCGCGAGGAGAGCGAGAUGUACUGGCGCACCCGUGAGCGCGGGAGUCGGAUUGGGGGAUGGGCGAGUUGGCAGAGUCGGGUUUUGUGGGAGGCGGAGCCGGAGCAGUUGGUGGAAAAUCAGCGAAGGAAGAGCGUUGCCGCGUUGCAGGGGGACAGUGGAGAGGUCAGCGUUCCGGUUGAUAUUGAUCGGACGGAUGAUGAAGAUGGAAGGGCGUUGCUGGAGGCGCGGGUGAAGGAGAUGGAGGACAAGUUUGCUGGCGUUGAGGAUGUGCCGUUGCCGCCAUUUUGGGGUGGUGUUAGACUUGUGCCGGAGUCUGUGGAGUUCUGGCAGGGACGUCGUAGUCGGUUGCAUGAUCGGUUCCGGUAUGUGCGAGUCGGGGAGGAUGGAGAAGGGGGUCCUAAGUGGAAGCUUCAGAGGCUCCCAAGAACCGAUAUAAUCACAGGCCAAUCCGCCGCAAUGUCCACCCCAUCGUCCCCGCCAAAGCCCCAAUCCUCCACAUCCCCCUGGAUCAUCCUCGCAAUCACGAGCGGAGCCUUCGCCGCAUUGAACGGAGUAUUCGCGAAACUAACAACAGACAACCACACAACAGCCUUCGCGCAAUCCCUCGCCCACCUCUUCGGACUGGAGUCAUCGCCUGUAAUUGAGAUGAUAGUUAGAGGUGCCUGUCUAGGUCUCAACGUCCUGUGCAAUGUAAUAAUGUGGGCGCUCUUCACGCGCGCUCUAACUGCCGGCCCGUCAACGACGAAAGUGUCUAUCACGAAUACGGCGUCGAAUUUCCUCGCUACGGCGCUGUUGGGCAUGAUUGUUUUUUCGGAGGCUGUGGGUGGGCUUUGGUGGGUUGGGGCUGGGAUGAUGGGAGCUGGGUGUAUUUUGGUCGGGAUGAGGGAGGGUGCUUGA
This is a messenger RNA of Penicillium bovifimosum, 1641 nucleotides long. RefSeq names its product pyridoxamine-phosphate oxidase PDX3. The transcript is spliced from 5 exons. Gene Ontology annotation, molecular function: pyridoxamine phosphate oxidase activity; FMN binding. Gene Ontology annotation, biological process: pyridoxine biosynthetic process. The record is from RefSeq and is a predicted model, not a curated record. Bases 1 to 1641 code for a protein of 546 amino acids. Lineage: Eukaryota; Fungi; Ascomycota; Eurotiomycetes; Eurotiales; Aspergillaceae.